AUGACAUGGGACUGCUGCCUUCUGUUAGCACGGGCAUGUCAUCUUCCGCCACCCGCAACCUCUGUGGCUCACCCGCAGCGCGGGACUUCCUCGUUCCUCGGGGCCUCGGCGAGGUGCCGAGGUGGCGGGAGAAGUGGCUCUGCUCCCGUUCGCCUGGUCACGAUGGCCCCGGUCUCCAAGGAGGUCAAGGACGUCAGGCUCCUGGCGCGACUCAUCGAACUUGUCGGUUUGAUCGAGGCCAAGGAGCACGUCGACCGGCAGCUCUUUCUCAUCGUGGAGGUGGUGAGUGCGGGUCGACCAAGCUCUUGGUCUUUGGCCCGAAUGGCGCUCUGGUGUGAGUUCAGCUUUUACCACUUGGUCAGGGAGAAGGACCACUUGGAGCUCAAGAUUGCGUACUGCGUCGCAAUCAUCGGAGUGCUUCGCGAAUGUCCCGCAGAGGAGGAGCUUCUGGACCGUCACUCGCCCGAGGUGGAUACGGCGCUUGGCCCUGAAGGGGCAGAAGCGGGGCACACCGCCGAAGGGGCUGCGAAGCUUUCCUGCGCAGCUGAGCACAAGGACGAGAGCCUCGAUAGUGAGGACGAAGAAUCUGAGGGCGGCUUGCACCCUGGCGUCCCGGCUCCCCUGCCGCCCUUGCAGACGCGGUCUCCGCCACAGGAAGCCCAGGAGGAGAAUGGCGCUGUCGCGCUGGUUUGA
Messenger RNA from Durusdinium trenchii, 693 nucleotides. The record is from the annotation of a GenBank genome assembly. NCBI's taxonomy places the organism in Eukaryota, Dinophyceae, Suessiales, Symbiodiniaceae.